AUGACAAAGAAGGACAUUUGGGAAAAGUUCUCCUACUUUAACAAGGAGGAUAAGGACAAAGAGAGAAAGAAGGAAAAAGGAAAACUUCAGACAACAGGCGAGUCUUCAUCAAAAGAAACGAAAGCUUCGGGAAGCUCCACAUCAAUGGAGGAAAAGAAUGCAGCAAACAGCAUAGCAAAUCAGCUCAAAAACUUGGAGAAGGCCUUGGCUUCCAGCCAGGAAGCAGCCGAAAAGUCUUCAGCCCGUGCUGACGCCGAACGGAAGGAGCUCGUCCAAAAACUCCAAUCAGUCGAGGACAAGUUGGCCAAAUGCCAGAGCGAGAACGAAUCGCUGAAGAGCGAACUCGCCCGGCAUCAAGCUGUCUCGUCGGUGAGCAAAGAUGCGAGCAAAUUUGACGCGGAGCUGAAGAGCAGGGAUGAUAAGAUUUUGGAUCUCUCGAGGCAGCUGCAGAAUCUUUCGAUGGAGAAAGAAACCGAGAUGGUUAGAAUUAACGAGAAGAUGGCCCUGGUCAUGGACGAGAAGGAUCAUCAGAUCAAGAGGCUGAACGCAUUAGGUCCUCCAGCCGACGUCCGUGAUGGAGGUCUCCGAACGGCCAUUUCAGCCGAAGCUAGUAAAAAAGUUGCAAGUCCGACAAAACUGCCGAAAAUUGCGAAAGCCGCCGAAGAGCGCGAAGCUAUUGAAGCGGCUUUGCUCAACAAUGCCUUUAUGCGUAAUUUGCAGCGCGACCAAGUAACCCAGAUCAUCGAUGCUAUGGAAAAGAAAACUUACAAAGAAAAUAUCGACAUUAUCCGCGAGGGUAUGGACGGGACCCACAUGUACAUUCUUCAGCAGGGUUCUGUCAAAGUCACUAAGGGAAGCGGACCCGAUAAAGUCGAUGUCUGUUCUCUCAGCCCAGGAAGUCUUUUUGGAGAAUUGGCGAUUUUGUAUAACUGCCGAAGAACUGCCACUAUUACCUCUACAGAAAAAGUUGUUUUAUGGUCGCUUGAGCGAACACUCUUCCAGACAGUUGUGAAAUCAGCUGGACGAAACAAAGAUCAAGAGCGAUUCGAGACCCUCUCUGCUGUCAAAGAUCUCAACGCGCUUUCCGAGGAAAAAUUGAGAAAAAUUGCCGACUGCUUGGAAGAAGAAACUUUUGACGCCAAUCAGUGCAUCAUCAAACAGGGAACCACUGGCGAUCUUUUCUACAUCAUCCGAAGCGGCGAAGUUCGAAUCACGAAAGACAAGCCGGCUGGUGGCGAAGAGGAAGUGGCAAGAUAUGGCAAGGGACGAUACUUUGGUGAAAUUGCCCUCAUCAAAGAAGAUGUCCGAAUGGCGAAUGUCUAUGCUGUUGGAGUCGUCAAGUGCUACACUUUGGAUCGAACUGCGUUUACGAACCUUGUCGGACAAAUCGCUGAGUCAUCCCUCACUUCUGGUGACAUUACGGACCCGGAUCAUGGCACCGUCGAAAAAGAGGAGGAUUUACGACCCACGAAAAUUAUCAACCAGCACAUUGCCAAAGUCUCCCUCGAUCAACUUCAAGUCAUCAAGCCUCUCGGAGCCGGUGGAUUCGGAAUGGUCAAGCUGGUCCAAGUCAAUGGCGUCCCGGAUAGAGCAUUCGCCCUCAAGUGCAUUCAAAAAGCGCGCGUUGUCCAGUACGGCCAGCAAAGACAUAUCAUGGACGAAAAGAACAUCCUCAUGCAAAUCGACUCUCCAUUUCUUCUCGGCCUCCACAAAACUUUCAAAGACAACAAGUUCGUCUACCUCCUUACUGAUGCCUACCUUGGCGGCGAUUUAUGGCGACUGUUGCAUACUAAAGGCCCAUUUAACGAUACAAAUGCUCGAUUCUAUGUUGGUUGCGUUGUUGAGGCCUUUGCUUAUCUUCAUAAACGACAAUAUGUGUACCGAGAUUUGAAGCCUGAAAACUUAAUGAUCGACAGUAAGGGUUACGUCAAAGUCGUCGAUCUUGGGUUCGCGAAAAAAGUCCUCCCUGGCCACAAGACAUGGACCUUCUGCGGUACUCCCGAGUACAUUCCACCAGAGAGGUAG
This is a messenger RNA of Oikopleura dioica, 2025 nucleotides long. The record is from the annotation of a GenBank genome assembly. Lineage: Eukaryota; Metazoa; Chordata; Appendicularia; Copelata; Oikopleuridae.